AGAGGCGAGGAGAUGUCUUUGUGAUCAUCAAACAACUUAAAAUGAAUGAAGCGAUUGUUGCGCCAAUCAAUUUGACAAUGAAGGACGUAUUUCCUAUUGAUAUAAAUACAGUGAAACAACUUGAAAAUGGUGAAGGGACAUUUACAAAGCCAGCAGAAGCUGAUUUGAGGAAGUUGGUGUAUGUGAAUGGAAUCCAAAAUGAGUCGCGAGUCUUGGUGUGGAAAUUGGUGUUGGGGUAUUACACACCACAGAUGACAUAUACACAGCGAAAUGACAUCGAUUGCAUUCGAAAGAAGAUGUACUAUAACAUCAAACAACAAUGGCAAAAUUUUGACGAUGAGCAACUUGAAAAUUGGAAAGAGAUGCGAACGAUUUUUGACCAAAUCGACAAAGACGUCCGACGAACCGACUCGAAGCUGGAGAAAUUCAAAAACCCACGAAACACAGAGAAGCUACGGGACGUAUUAAGAACAUACGCGUUGUAUAACUUUGAAGUGCAGUAUGGGCAAGGCUUGAAUGAUUUAGUGUCGAUCAUUAUGGAUGUUACUGAGAGUGAAAGUGAUGUGUUUUGGAUACUCAAAAGUAUCAUGGAAUUCAUGGGAGUCUUUUAUCGAAAGGAUGAGAAGCGGAAGAAGACGUUUGAAGAGGUUGGGGACAUCAUUAAGUUUGUGAAUCCGGAAUUCUUUGCGUACAUCCAUACCAACAAAAUCGACUUCUCUGUGUGCUUCCGGUGGAUAGUGUUAUUGUUCAAACGUGAAUUUCGAAGGGAAGAGUGUUUAGAACUGUGGGAUCGAAUAUUUGCGUAUCCAGAGAGGGAGAUGUACUACUUCAUCUGUGCGUCGAUUCUAUUAGAAAACGCACCGGUGAUAAUGGAGCGGCAAAUGAAGUUUGAUGGUGUAGUGGAAUUCUUACAGAAGAUACAAAGGAAUAUACCCACAGCAGUAUUCUUUUAUGCGGAUGUUAUCUAUCAGCAGUACACGUACCGCUAG
Molecule: messenger RNA, 989 nt
Organism: Entamoeba invadens IP1
Lineage: Eukaryota; Evosea; Mastigamoebida; Endamoebidae
Exons: 1
Biological process (GO): activation of GTPase activity
Molecular function (GO): GTPase activator activity
Source: RefSeq, a predicted model, not a curated record